CUCACGGAGCCGCUCUGUCUCCGCUCCAGGGCCGGCUCUGUGUUAAUCAUGUGGCUGAACCGUAGCUUCAGGCUCUUGGGUCUGGUCCCGGGCCCACUCCGAGCCGCCGGUCGCCGCAUGGUCCGCGGGAGCGGCUCGAAAGGCCCCGACACCUCCCUGUUUGUGCCGCUAUCGCCCAGAGUGAGGCCGGGACCCGAGGGAAACGUCGGAGCAGAACUGAGUCGGGACCUGGACAAGGGUGAAACGCUGAAAGUGUUGAAUAAAUUCUACAAACGGAAAGAGAUGCAGAGACUGAGCAGUGAAAAUGGCCUUGAUGCUCGGUUAUUCCACCAGGCUUUCAUUAGUUUUCGAAAGUAUGUGAUGGAAGCUGAAUCUCUGAAUGUGGAUUUACACAUCAUCCUGAAUGAUAUCUGCUGUGGUGCAGGUCAUGUUGAUGAUCUCUUUCCUUAUUUCCUGAGACAUGCCAAACAAGUGUUUCCAAUGUUGGAUUGUAUGGAGGAUCUGCGCAAGAUCAGUGAUCUGAGGUUACCGGCCAACUGGUACCCUGAGGCCAGAGCAAUUCAGAGAAAGAUCAUCUUCCACGCUGGGCCAACAAACAGUGGAAAAACACAUCACGCCAUUCAGAGAUUCUUAGCAGCUAACUCUGGAGUCUAUUGUGGUCCUUUGAAACUGCUUGCACAUGAAAUCUAUCAAAAGAGCAAUGAUGCUGGGGUGCCAUGUGACUUGGUGACUGGAGAAGAGCGAAGCUUUGUGGAUCCAGAUGGGAGGCAGUCAACCCAUGUCGCUUGUACUAUUGAAAUGUGCAGUGUAACAACACCAUAUGAAAUUGCCGUAAUUGAUGAAAUCCAGAUGAUCAAAGACCCUUCCAGAGGCUGGGCCUGGACCAGGGCACUGUUGGGACUUUGUGCAGAAGAAAUCCAUAUCUGUGGUGAAGCUGCGGCUAUUAACUUGGUGAUGGAGUUGAUGUUUGACACAGGAGAAGAGGUUGAGGUUGAAAACUAUGAGCGGCUAACUCCCAUGACUGUUCUGGACACUGCACUGGAGUCACUGGAUAACCUGCGUCCUGGUGACUGUAUUGUGUGCUUCGGUAAAAGUGACAUCUAUUCACUGAGUCGACAAAUUGAGGCUCGCGGACUGGAAUGUGCAGUGAUUUAUGGCAGUCUUCCACCUGGAACAAAACUGGCUCAAGCAAAAAAAUUCAAUGACCCUGACGAUCCCUGUAAGAUCAUGGUUGCUACUGAUGCCAUUGGGAUGGGUUUGAAUCUGAGCAUAAAACGCAUCAUUUUCAAUUCCCUCGUGAAACCAAGUAUCAAUGAGAAAGGAGAGAAAGAAAUGGACCGGAUAACCACAUCACAGGCCCUGCAGAUUGCUGGCAGGGCUGGCAGAUUCCGCUCAGCUUUUAAAGAAGGGGAAGUUACUACGAUGAAUCAAGAUGACCUUCCUGUGCUGCAAGAAAUCCUGAGCAGGACUGUCGAACCUAUUGAGGCAGCAGGAUUGCACCCCACAGCAGACCAGAUCGAGAUGUUUGCCUACCAGCUGCCAGAUGCCACCCUGUCAAACUUAAUUGACAUAUUUGUGAGCCUCUCACAAGUCGAUGGACUAUACUUCGUGUGCAAUAUUGAUGAUUUCAAGUUUCUGGCUGAUAUGAUUCAGCAUAUCCCACUGAAUCUCCGUGUGCGAUAUGUCUUCUGCACUGCACCAAUCAAUAGGAAGCAUCCCUUUGUCUGCACCUCCUUUCUAAAGUUUGCCAGACAGUUCAGCAGGAAUGAGCCACUGACAUUUGAGUGGUUAUGUCGACACAUUAACUGGCCAUUGAUACCACCAAAAAAUAUCAAAGAUCUUGUACACUUGGAGGCUGUGCAUGAUGUAUUGGAUCUGUACUUAUGGUUAAGUUACCGGUUCAUGGACAUGUUCCCAGAUGUGAGUCUUGUGCGAGAGAUCCAGAUCGAGCUGGACAGCAUCAUACAGAUUGGAGUAAAGAAUAUCACUCGUCUGAUCCGUGCUUCGGAUUCCAUCUCCACGACAACUGCUGCAGGAGCUGAAGACGCUUCUGCCCAUGGAGGAACGUGGACAAAUGAGAGGAUAAACAUGGAGGAAGUGAAUUCCAAGGAUCAGGUCUACAUUGGAUCUAGACGGAUUCGAGGGUCUAAAACUUUAGGCUACAGAACAGAGGCUUGUAAAGCAGAGAUACCUGGGAAAGCUGGUGACUCUCUGAGUGCCAGGCUGGUUCAGCAAGGACAUCUGACAGCUGAAUUAUUGCAGCAACUUCAGGAGGAGUGGGCAGCCAGCCAUGGUCUCCAAACACCCAGAAGUGCCAUGACCCAAGAGCCAAGUAAAAUCACAUCCAAAGGAUUGAGGAAGAAAAAGAAAUAAAUUCAGCAUAUUUAUUCUACUCUGAAAAUAUUCUCUCCAGUUUAAACAAUAAAGAAGUGAUUGGACUAGGUACAAAACACCAGGUUUUUCCAGUUUGUUUAAUAUCUUUGACUGCCAACUGCACAGAAAUCAAAGUCAAGAUUUUCCAUUCAGGCACUUCCCCGAUCGUCUUGAAGUUGGAAUCAUGGUGUCAGAAGCCGUACUGUAACUCUCAGUAGUUCAUACAAGUAUGUGAGAUCCUAUCAACCCAUAUGGGUUAAAGCAUCUAGUAUUUGUAUAAUGCUUUGAGUUAAGGGGACAAGAUUUAAAAGAGAAGGGAGAGAUUUGAGGAUGGCAUUCCAAAGCUUAAGGCCUUGACAGCAGAAGACAGGGCCAUCAGUAGCGAGGAGCUUGGGGAAUCAGCAAACUUUUAGAGAAUUUUGUAUGAUGAGAAAAUACUGUUCUUGUAUUUCAACAAAAAAAGUCAAGGAGAGGGAGCAAGUCACAUGAGACAUGAUAUUUCUUGGCUCAGAUAGUCGUGAGUCUUUGAAAUCCUCUAUCUUAGAGGAUGUGAAAGCUCAGCUAUUGAAUGCGUUCAAGACAGAAAUUCACAGAUUUAGAACUUUGAAACAAGAAGGGGAUGGUACUGUUUGUAGACCCCCAAAUAGUGAGUGGGUUCUAACUGAAUUCAAAAAGCAGGAGCACAUUUUGGGAUCAUGGAUAAGCAGGUGAAAUCUGUUGCUUGCACUUGUCCAAUUUUGGAAUUGUCAUUGGGGUUAGUGGUGUGGGAGCGCCAAAGUUCCUAUUAAAAAAAUACUGAACCUGAGGAUUAGGAGCCUAAGGGGAGAAAAAUAGAGAGAGUGAAUUGAGAAGGAAUAUUAAAGUGGACUGUAAAAGUUACUUUGUGUAAAAAGAAAAGGAUCAGUACAGAUAAACAUAGGUCCUUAUGGUCUAAAGAGAAGAAUAGAUAGUGGAAAGCCAUGAAACCAUAGAGCACUUAAACAAGUACUUUAGCUCUGCCUUCAUAGAAGAAGUCACAAAUAAGUUUGCAGAAAUGCUAAGGAAGCAAGGGUCUAUUAGCAAGGAGGAGUUGAAGUUAAUGUUCAAAGAAAGAACUGCUGGAGAAAUUAAUGGAACUGAGAUCUAUAAAUCCCUGGUGCCUGAUAAGUCACAUCCUUGGGUGCUAAAGGAGAUGACCAUGGUAUGCACUGGUUGAUGUUGAUGAUGGAAUUAAAUGUAACAUUUCUAAGUUUGCUGACAACACAACAAUUGAUGUUUGAAUGAUGAUAAGAAUGCAAGGUGGCGUUAAGGCAAUUUGAGUGGGCAGGUGCAUCAUAAAGUUUUCAUAUAGUAUGAAGUUAUCAUUGAGUCGAAUAACAUUGAACAUUGUGCAAUUAUGAACGAACAUUCUGUUGUCCGUCUUCCCAUCUGAAAUCCACAUUGAUCAUCUCUGAUGUAACGUUUCCACUCUGUCUUUGGAAUAUUUCUAAACAGCGUGGCCAAUCAGAUCAGUUGUGUAAAAACAAGUACAUUGGCAUGCCUUUAUCUUCUUUCUUAAGGUGACCAUUAUUGUUCUCUGUGGUAAUUCUCCUGUUCAGUAAAUAUCUUUGUAUUCCUUAAA
Messenger RNA from Stegostoma tigrinum, 3973 nucleotides. It is a transcript of the gene supv3l1, whose product is annotated as SUV3-like helicase. The coding region runs from base 49 to 2373 and encodes 774 amino acids. The record is from RefSeq and is a predicted model, not a curated record. The transcript is spliced from 15 exons. NCBI's taxonomy places the organism in Eukaryota, Metazoa, Chordata, Chondrichthyes, Orectolobiformes, Stegostomatidae. Gene Ontology annotation, molecular function: ATP binding; RNA helicase activity; hydrolase activity, acting on acid anhydrides. Gene Ontology annotation, cellular component: mitochondrial degradosome. Gene Ontology annotation, biological process: RNA catabolic process; mitochondrial RNA 3'-end processing.